AUGCCUCUAUCCUGGGUGUGCUGUGAUCGCCGCGAAAAGUUACAACGAAUAUAUAUAACACAUAGGAAGACACAUGGUCAACCUUUUAUCUAUGAAUGCAAAGUGCCCGGUUGUGGGCGAACAUUCAACUAUGGACCAUCAUUUCGCAGUCACAAACAGACGCAUGAGCCUAAUCCUCAGUGCAAGAUUGUGGCAAAUUCUUCGCCACCAGGAAUACACUGCAAUAUCAUAAGAGCAUCUGCCAAACAAAAUCUCGUUAGUUUGCAAAUUUAA
Brugia pahangi is the source of this 273-nucleotide messenger RNA. The record is from the annotation of a GenBank genome assembly. Lineage: Eukaryota; Metazoa; Nematoda; Chromadorea; Rhabditida; Onchocercidae.